CACUAACUUUAACACUAAAUUCCACUACUACCCAUACUAAUAUACUACCUACAUUUGCUUAUCAUCAUUGACUAUGAGUAAAAGAGUCAAUUUACCUUACAGUACGCAGGAUCUCUUUCCUCAUGUAGCAUCUACACCGAAUUCUCUGCGAUUUGUGGGCUCAACUACUGCGGGAUCAAUUAUCUCCACUCAUUCAUCAUUAUAUACUCCACGUACUAAUAAUUAUAAUUCUUCAUCAUCAAUUAGUAGUAGUCAUACAAUUAGUAGUAGAUUUCAAAAUUUAAAGAAAAUGAUUAGACGAUUGUUUAAACCUACUACACUUGAUUUUGAAACGGCUAUAUGGGAAAUCUUUCAUUUAGUUAUAAAUCCUAAGAAAAUGUAUAGAUCACAUUAUUUUUAUAAGCAACAAACAACUAAUAAUGGUAAAUCAUCUUAUACAAGAGAUGAUCCAUCAUUUCUUAUAUUAUUAACGAUAUUUUUAUCCAUUAGUGCUAUUGCAUGGGGUUUAGCUUAUUCUCCAAGAUUUCUUGAUAUAUUAAAAUUAAUUGUAUAUAUGGUAUUCAUUGAUUUUUAUUUAACAGGAUUUAUUAUUGCAACUAUAUCAUGGUUUAUUACUAAUAAAUUAUUUAAUAAUACUUAUGGUAAUUUAGGAGGAUUUAAUAAAUAUAAUGUUAAUUAUAUUGAAUGGGGAUUUUGUUUUGAUAUUCAUUGUAAUUCAUUUUUAGUCAUUUGGGCACUUUUAUAUCUCCUACAAUUCUUAUUAUUACCAUUAUUAAGACUUAAAAAAUCCUUAUUUUCACUUAUAUUAGGUAAUUCACUUUAUUUUGGUUCAAUAGGGUAUUAUUUUGUUAGUACUUUUUAUGGAUUUAAUUCAUUACCUUUCAUAAAUGCAUCUACAACAAGUAGAUCUUCAACAUCUUCAUCUUCAUUUACUAGUUAUUCACCAGCUAAAUUACUACAAUUAAUUAUAAUAGGAGGUAUAUUACCUAUCUUGGCUAUAGCUUGGAUUAUAAGUAUUGGAUUUGGAUUUAAUGUAGCCGAUGCUAUGGUUGAUACUUACUUUAACUAGACGUACAAGUAGACGUAUUGAGUAAUAAAUAAUAA
This is a messenger RNA of Scheffersomyces amazonensis, 1104 nucleotides long. RefSeq lists its product as uncharacterized. The coding region runs from base 74 to 1069 and encodes 331 amino acids. The record is from RefSeq and is a predicted model, not a curated record. Gene Ontology annotation, cellular component: Golgi membrane. The transcript has a single exon. NCBI's taxonomy places the organism in Eukaryota, Fungi, Ascomycota, Pichiomycetes, Serinales, Debaryomycetaceae.